AUGUCAUCCAAGUUGGAUAUUCAUUCCACUCUCACGCUCAAUGACGGAACUAAAAUUCCCUUGAUUGGUCUCGGAACAUGGAAAUCCGAACCACAAAAAGUGAAACAAGCCGUUAUUGCAGCCAUUGAAUGUGGUUAUCGACACAUUGAUUGUGCCGAGCUCUAUGGCAAUGAAAAAGAAAUUGGUGAAGCACUUCAAGAUGUCCUUGAUCGAGGAGUUGUAACGAGACAAGAUUUGUGGAUUACAUCAAAAUUGUGGAAUACUCAUCGACGACCUGAACAUGUUCGACCUGCUCUUGAAAAGACUCUUUCAGAAUUGAGAAUUACUUAUUUGGAUCAAUAUUUAAUUCACUGGCCUUUAGCAUUCCAAUAUGCUGGAAAUGAAUUGAAAGACUAUUCCUGUAUUGUUCCAAAAGAUGAAAAAACUCAAGUUGUGAAAUUAGAUUUCGUUCCCAUUCGUGACACUUGGCGUGAAAUGGAGCAAUUGGUGAAAGAUGGCAAAGUCAAGUCCAUUGGUGUCUCCAAUUUCAGUGUGAGUGAUGUUUCAGCUCUACUUUCAGAACCUGGCAUUUCCAUCAAACCAGCUGUGAAUCAAAUUGAAGUGAAUCCCUAUUUUCCUAAUUCGAGACUCAUCGAAACCAUGAAAUCAUCUCUCUUUGGUGGAAUUCAAAUUGUUGCCUAUUGUCCAUUAGGAAGAGGUGCCGUAUUGGAAGACGCCAUCAUUCAAGAAUUGGCUCAGAACUAUAAACGAAGUCCUUCACAGAUUAUUUUGAGAUGGGGUCUUCAGCGGGGUGUGGUUCUACUCCCAAAAAGUACAACUCCUGAAAGAAUUAAGGAAAAUAUUCAACUUUUUGAUUUUGAACUCUCUGAAGAGGAUGUGAAGAGAAUUACCAACGAGUUGGGAAAGAAGAGAAAGAGAAGCGUGGAUCCUAUUGGGUCAUGGGGAAUUUCUGUUUUUGAGGAUUAA
This is a messenger RNA of Naegleria lovaniensis, 966 nucleotides long. RefSeq lists its product as uncharacterized. The transcript is spliced from 3 exons. NCBI's taxonomy places the organism in Eukaryota, Heterolobosea, Eutetramitea, Acrasida, Naegleriidae. Bases 1 to 966 code for a protein of 321 amino acids. Gene Ontology annotation, cellular component: cytosol. The record is from RefSeq and is a predicted model, not a curated record. Gene Ontology annotation, molecular function: aldose reductase (NADPH) activity.